AUGAAGGAUGGUAAAGGAGUUGGCUUUAUAAUGCUGCUGCUGUGUUUGUGGAUUGUGGUUGGGUGCUGUUUGGGACAGAACACUUCAGAUUCGGUUACUGCUGUGUAUAUUGUGACAAUGAAACAAGCCCCUGUUUCUCAUUACUACAGUGAGUUUAGAGUGAAGAAAGGACACGACAUUAAGCGCAGUGAUUCUGAGAGAAGGACUAGACUGGAUAAACCCAGCAACAUUUCAAGAACAGAUAGGCACAACGGAUCAUAUAUAGCUCGCGUACAUGAUUCCCUGUUGAGGAGGGUAUUAAGAGGGGAAAAAUAUCUUAAAUUGUAUAGCUACCACUAUCUGAUAAAUGGAUUUGCCGUGCUUGUCACCCCACAGCAGGCCGACAAACUUUCGAGGAGGAAAGAAGUGUCAAAUGUGGUUUUGGAUUUCACUGUAAGAACUGCAACCACUCACACUCCCCAGUUCCUAGGUCUUCCGCAAGGGGCAUGGGCAAAAGAAGGUGGAUUUGAAACUGCAGGAGAAGGGAUUGUGAUUGGAUUCGUUGACACCGGAAUUGAUCCAUUGCACCCCAGCUUCUCUGAUACACCCAAUAAACCGUAUCCAGUACCAGAGCAUUUUUCUGGCAUUUGUGAAGUCACACGAGACUUUCCAUCUGGAUCCUGCAAUAGGAAGCUUAUUGGGGCUCGCCAUUUUGCUGCAUCUGCCAUAACUAGAGGGAUAUUCAAUGCCACUCAGGACUAUGCUUCACCGUAUGAUGGGGAUGGGCAUGGAACCCAUACAGCUGCAACUGCAGCUGGAAACCAUGGGAUUCCGGUUGUAGUAGCUGGGCAUCACUUUGGAAACGCCAGUGGAAUGGCUCCUCGUUCACACAUUGCUGUUUAUAAGGCAUUAUACAAGAGCUUUGGAGGCUUUGCUGCGGAUGUAGUUGCUGCCAUAGACCAGGCAGCUCAGGAUGGAGUGGAUAUAAUAAGCUUGUCAAUAACUCCAAACCGGCGUCCUCCAGGCAUUGCCACUUUUUUUAAUCCUAUAGACAUGGCAUUACUAUCAGCCGUAAAGGCAGGUAUCUUUGUCAUACAGGCAGCAGGGAAUACUGGACCAUCACCUAAGAGCAUCUCUUCCUUCAGUCCAUGGAUCUUUACUGUGGGUGCUGCUUCUCACGAUAGGGGCUAUAGUAACUCUAUUGUCCUUGGAAACAACAUAACAAUUUCUGGAGUUGGACUUGCACCGGGAACGGAUGGAGAUACAAUGUAUACGCUGGUUUCUGCAAUUCAUGCUCUAAAUGAUACGGCUGCUGCAAAUGACAUGUACGUUGGUGAAUGUCAAGAUGCCAGCAAUUUCAAUCAGGAUAUUAUCCAAGGGAAUCUCAUGAUAUGUAGCUACUCAAUCCGGUUUGUACUUGGGCUGUCCACUAUCAAACAAGCUUUAGAAACAGCUAAAAACCUCAGCGCGGCUGGUGUCGUGUUUUACAUGGAUCCCUUCGUCAUAGGUUUCCAACUUAACCCUAUCCCCAUGAGAUUGCCUGGCAUUGUAAUUCCAUCUCCAGAUGAUUCCAAGGUUUUGCUUAAGUACUAUAAUUCUUCUUUGGAGAAAGACGGAGUUACACAGAAAAUUGUUAAGUUUGGGGCAGUCGCAUGCAUCUCUGGUGGAAUAAAAGCAAAUUUCAGCCAUUCUGCCCCAAAGAUUAUGUAUUAUUCUGCUAGAGGACCAGAUCCAGAGGACAGUUUCCUUGAUGAUGCUGACAUACUGAAACCAAACCUUGUUGCACCGGGAAACUUAAUAUGGGCUGCCUGGAGUUCCCGCGGUACUGACUCAGUCGAGUUUCAAGGUGAAAACUUCGCUAUGAUGUCUGGAACGAGCAUGGCUGCUCCUCAUGUUGCUGGUCUCGCAGCUUUAAUAAAGCAGAAAUUUCCCACCUUUUCUCCAUCAGCCAUAGCGUCUGCACUUUCAACAACAGCUUCACUUUCUGAUAAAAAUGGAGAUCCCAUUAUGGCACAACGUGCUUAUGCGAACCCAGAAUUGAACCAAUCUCCUGCUACACCCUUUGACAUGGGUAGUGGUUUUGUUAAUGCAACUGCUGCACUGGAUCCAGGCCUUAUUUUUGAUUCAAGUUACGAUGACUACAUGUCCUUCCUUUGUGGCAUAAAUGGAUCAUCUUCUGUAGUUCUAAAUUACACCGGUCAAAGCUGUGGAGUUUCUACCAUGAAUGGCACUGACCUAAACUUGCCCUCGAUCACAAUAUCAAAGUUGAACCAGUCGACCACCAUUCUACGAGCAGUGACUAACACGGCCGCAAAUGAGACAUAUCAAGUAGGUUUGAGUGCCCCUUAUGGAGUUUCCGUUAAGGUGAUGCCGACUCACUUUUUCAUUGCAAGUGGAGAAAAACAGGUGUUGAGUGUAUUCUUUGACGCAACCAUGAACAAUUCAGUUGCAAGUUUUGGAAGAAUUGGACUGUUUGAUAUGCAGGGCCAAUUGGUUUGCAGUGGGUGUAGGACUGUCCUCCUUUAUCCCAGAGGAGCUGCGAAUGUUCGCUGUUCAUUGUGCAAUGCAGUCACUUCUGUCCCCCAACCUGGGAUGGAAAUGGCUCAACUGAUAUGUGGAGGCUGCCGCACCUUACUUAUGCAUGCACGGGGAGCCACCAGUGUCAGAUGUUCCUGCUGUCACACGGUGAAUCUCGUUCCAGCACCUAAUCAUGUUGCUCAUGUUAGCUGCGGUAACUGUCAUACCACACUAAUGUAUCCAGCUGGAGCUCCGUCCGUAAAAUGUGCAAUGUGUCACUACAUUACAAAUGUCAAUGCCAAUAACACGGUGAGUAAUACAAGGGUUCCAGCUCCCGUGCACAGACCUGGUGGGAACCCGCCAUCUGCAUUAACACCGUCUACUUCCACAGCAACAUCCAAUUCGCACAAUCAAACAGUCGUCGUUCAGAAUCCCAUGUCUGUAGAUGAAAGUGGAAAGUUGGUGAGCAAUGUUGUUGUUGGUGUCACAACAUAG
Molecule: messenger RNA, 2991 nt
Organism: Fraxinus pennsylvanica
Lineage: Eukaryota; Viridiplantae; Streptophyta; Magnoliopsida; Lamiales; Oleaceae
Source: the annotation of a GenBank genome assembly